Molecule: messenger RNA, 4932 nt
Organism: Diutina rugosa
Lineage: Eukaryota; Fungi; Ascomycota; Pichiomycetes; Serinales; Debaryomycetaceae
Product: aminophospholipid-translocating P4-type ATPase
Exons: 1
Coding region: 1-4932 (1643 amino acids)
Biological process (GO): post-Golgi vesicle-mediated transport; intracellular protein transport; phospholipid translocation
Cellular component (GO): plasma membrane
Molecular function (GO): ATP binding; ATPase-coupled intramembrane lipid carrier activity; magnesium ion binding
Source: RefSeq, a predicted model, not a curated record
AUGAGCGACGAUCCAUCCAGCGGGAAUCUGCCGCCGGUAAGACGUAAACGGGGGAUGUCUUUGCGAUCUCAGCUUUUUGCUAGGCUGAUGCAACAACCUCAAAACCCCUCGUCAGAUGACCACCCUACACCGCCUUCAACAACCCAAGCGACUCCACCACCACCACCAUCCGUUCCCGAGACUCCAAAGAUUCUGGUGAGUACCGCAGCUGAAAACUCUGAACCCAUCGAGUUGAACAGUCUCGAUUUUGUCAACAAUUCUCUUGAUUGCGUCAACAAUGCGGACGAUGGUUCUAGUCCCCCUGACUAUCAUGAUACAACUCAUUUGCCUCGAUCAACUUCACUUUUUCUGGUCGCCUCAAACAAUCUGGGGCAACCGUUGUUUGGGCCACGCAGGCACAGACGACCACCAUCAUGGCUACAGCGACUUACUCGCCUCAAAAAUAAGAUUACCGGCAACACGACUAUUCCGCCAUCCGAUAAUGGUCGACUCAUUCCCAUCACUACCAACUUGUCCCUGGUCAAUCAAGAUUUCGGUGAACCUUUUUACAACCCCUCAACUAAGGAAUUGAUUGACGAUCGCACUGGUGAUCGUUACGUCGACAAUACUAUCACCCUGAGCAAGUACACUGUAUGGACAUUUCUUCCAAAGCAAAUUAAAGCUCAGUUCUCAAAGUUGGCCAAUUGCUAUUUCAUGGUAGUGGCAAUCAUGCAGAUGAUUCCCACAUGGCUGACGACCGGUCAGUACACAACCAUCGUGCCUUUACUCAUUUUCAUGCUGAUUUCGAUUUUAAGAGAAGGAUUUGAUGAUUGGAAACGUCAUAGCCAAGAUAAGGAAGAGAAUUCAAAGAAGUCAACGGUUAUACGAGAGGACGGAGAGAUGGCAACGCUCGACACGCAACUGAUUACUGCGAUCGUUACGGAAAUGGAACUGCCAUUGGAUGAGUUUAGUUCUGAUACACUGUUCAUGAAUGACGAACUAAUGCGUCGUUAUAAUUUGAAGCAUUAUCCAAAACGUUGGAAAGAUAUUAAGGUUGGCGAUAUUCUUGAAUUACACGAAAAUGAGUGGAUUCCGGCAGACUUGGUACUUUUGCUGACCCUGAAUCUUGAGCAGCAAGAAGCAUUUGUUGAGACCAUGGCUCUCGACGGAGAGACGAAUUUGAAACCAAGGGUUCCCCACCCUGAGUUGGCUCAGUUGUACUCCCUGGUUCAAGGUCUCAAAAAUUCUCGCGUCCAGAUGGCUGUUGAGGAUCCCAACCUAGAUUUGUAUAACUUCGAAGGACAAUUUGAAGUUAAUGGUGAAAAGUAUGCUCUUGGACCGGAAAAUGUUUUAUACCGCGGGUGCAUCCUUCGCAACACGCAAAAAGUUCUAGGCGUGGUGAUUUUCACAGGUGAGGAAACUAAGAUCCGCAUGAAUAAUAUCCGUAACCCUCGAACCAAGGCACCUAAGCUUCAAAAGAACAUUAACUAUAUCGUUUUGUUCAUGAUAUGUGUUGUUGUCUUAUUGCUGGCUUUCCUGACCAUGGGCCAAAGGCUCGAGUAUAACAAAUGGAUCAAGACUGAUCGUUUGUGGUAUAUGUUUGGUGAAGAUGCGGGUGUUGCUCCUACUUUAAUGGGCUAUAUCAUCAUGUACAACACCUUGAUUCCUUUGUCGCUCUACGUUACAAUGGAGUUCAUCAAGUUGAUGCAGUUGGUACUUUUGCAAUGGGACAUUGAUAUGUAUCACGUGUCAACAAAUACCCCCGCCGAGGGAAAAACCGCCACAAUCUUGGAAGAAUUAGGACAGGUACUGUACAUCUUCAGCGACAAGACUGGUACAUUAACCGAUAAUCAAAUGUUAUUCCGGAAAUUUAGCGUUGGUGGGACUUCCUGGUUGCACGACUUGGAUUAUAUACAAAAGCAGCGGGAUGACCCCACUUAUGAGGCAGCACCUAUGAUGCCACUGUGGAAUGCUGAUCUGAAAUUUUUGACAAGAGCAAGUUUUGAGCCGGCGCCGGCGCCGCGCACUUCGAUGGCCACCAUAGCUCGCCAACUGAUGGAUUUAGUUCGCGCGCAUACAAAUGAUUUGGCAAGAGUAAAGACUUACAAACUGACAGCCAAUCCAAAUCGACCUCAAGUUAUGAAUAACUCUUUGCAGCUCUUGAGAUAUUUACAACUGAGUCCUCAAACGUUAUUCGCCAAGAAAGCAUCCUUCUUUUUGUUGCUGAUUGCCAUAUGUACGACUUGCCUCCCUCGACGAGUUGCACCAGACAAAAAUGAAGAUGAUAUGGUUGAUAACUCGGAUGAUGACGGCGAUAUUCAAUAUCAAGGCGCUCUGCCUGAUGAGUUGGCUCUAGUGCAAGCUGCACGAGAUUUGGGUUACGUGGUUUUUUCGAAGCAGCAAAACACAGUCGUCAUCAAGACAUACCCUAGAGGGUUUGAUCAACCGGCUAAGUUUGAGGAAUACCAGAUUCUCGAAGUUAUUGAGUUUUCGCUGGCUCGGAAGCGAAUGCUGGUAGUUGUGAGGUUCCCCGAUGGUCGCAUUGGCGUCAUCAGUAAAGGUGCCGACAACGUUAUCUUGGAACGACUCAAGCAAGCGGACUUAGCUCAGCAAAAAGUAAAAGAGUUGUCUCAGGCGACUCGAGAACGACAAGCCGAGGAAGCUGAGGUUGUUUUGAGGACAAAGAAGCUGCUUGAGGCUACCGAACUGCCAAGGCCAUCCCUUUCAGGAAUUCGUCGACUGAUGCAGGCUCACGCCAAUCAGGUGUUGGAACGCAUGGGUCUGAUUGAUAAUGCUCUUGCUGAUGAAGAAAUCGAAAUCAAUGAUAUCGCUUUCAAACUGCGGAAGCUGCUCCAUCUUCAACAAGCCAAGAAGUACAAUUUGGAAUCUCAAGAUGGACCAAGCGAUAUCUCGUCAGGAUCACUGGUACCUCCAGAUAGACUUCUCGUUAAUGAUGAAUUCAUCAUUGAAAAGACCAUAGAACACAUCGACGAAUUUUCACUGGAAGGUUUACGAACAUUGUUAUACCUGUUCAAGUGGGUUGACAAGCAAGAGUACGAAGAAUGGCUGGCAGAGUAUCGAAUUGCACGUACGGCGUUAAAUGAUCGUUUAGCCAAAGUUGAAUCCGUUGGGGCGAAACUUGAACAAAGUGGAUUCGAUUUGCUUGGAGCGACUGCUAUCGAAGAUAAAUUACAGGAUGGGGUCGCAGACGCUAUCGAAAAGCUCAGACGCGCGGGUAUCAAAAUGUGGAUGUUGACUGGCGAUAAGCGUGAGACAGCCAUCAACAUUGGCUACCUGUGUCGUUUGAUCAAAGAUUACUCAACGGUAGUGAUAAUUCUGAAUGAUGGUACCCCAGAGGAAAUGAUGAAUCGAAUAACGCUGGCAAUCCACGAAAUCGUUGCUGGGACCGUUGCCCACUGUGUAUGUGUUAUCGAUGGAGGUACUCUUGCAGAUAUUGAGAAAGAUCCGUCAAUGCUAUCCUUAUUAUUGGAUUUCUGCGAGAAGGCUGAUUCUACAAUUUGCUGUAGAGCACUGCCGUCUCAAAAAGCUAACAUGGUGAGUUCCAUUCGUAAGCUCAAACCUAAAUGUGUUACAUUGGCAAUUGGGGAUGGUGCUAAUGACAUUGCAAUGAUACAACAAGCAGAUAUUGGUGUUGGCAUAACGGGAAAGGAAGGACUUCAAGCAGCACGAUCUCUGGAUUAUGCUAUUGCACAAUUUCGCUACUUACUCAAAUUAUUAUUGGUUCAUGGCCGCUACAAUUACGUGCGUACACUGAAGUUCGUGCUUGGGACUUUCUACAAGGAGAUCAUGUUUUACCUUACCCAGUGUAUUUAUCAGCGAAACACACUCUGGCUGGGACUGUCUAUGUAUGAACUGUGGUCCUUAUCAAUGUUCAAUACGUUAUUCACCUCCUUGCCGGUGCUUUGUAUUGGAAUGUUCGAUCAAGAUCUUCAUCCUGCUACAAUUUUGGCCGUUCCGGAGCUUUAUAACAAAGGUCGGUUGUAUCAAGGAUUCAAUCUCAAACUAUUUAUACAGUGGAUGGUUCUCGGAACUGCCCAACUGGUGGGCAUUGCGUUCAUGGCAUUUUACCUUUGGGGAUUUUCUGCAUUAAAAGACAACUCGACUCUUCCCUUGGGGACGUUGUGCUAUUCAGCUCUAGUCAUUGUUAUCAAUGCUAAAUGUACUCUAAUUGAGAUGCAAAACCGUACUUGGUUAGCUUUUGCACUGUUUGGGAUUUCGGUCGGUGGCUAUGCAUUGUGGAAUCUUUUGAUUAUGGGUCUUUAUCGUACGAAACAAUCAUCAAUAUUUUUCGUUGAUUAUGGGCUUUAUCAUUUCGGGCUGGAUGGAGCUUGGUGGGCCACCAUUCUCGUCGCAUUCGUCGUCCCGCUCUUAGCCGAUAUUUUGUUGAAGGUGCUAAAGUUCAUGAUCAGUCCGGCAGAUGACGAACUAUUUAAAUUAUUUGAGCGUGAUGUCACGUUGCGGAAGAUGUUCGAAAUCAAGGCUUGGCCUGAACUCUGUCAAGGUUGGACUUUCCCUAAAGAAGCUCUGCCGUGGUUGGUCAAAUUUGUUCAAUGGCUUCAACUGCUAGGUUUUUCCGUUAAAGACCCUCGUGUAAAAAUGGCAGAGAAAAACGAACAGAUACACCAGAAUCAAGUUGAAUUUGUGAGAGAGGAAGAGGAUGGACUUAGGCUGGUGUUGAGUCGAAAGAGAGCUGGGACAAACCCGUUGGAGCAUGAAUUAGCUCCCUCUGGUAGUGGAAUAGGCGCAUCAGCGCUGUUUCAAUCACCACACAUUGCGAGGCACGGCAAUUACGAAAUACUACCGCUGGGUAAGCGAGUUCGCUUCAAAAAAAGUGAUUCCGCCUUUUCAACGAUCGCACAUCGUCUCAUGGGGCGACAAGUGGAGGAUAUUGACGCUAUCAUUGAUCAACGUUUAAGAACCUUAGAUGGCUGA